GAGCUUUCUCCCACCGCUUGUUCACGGAGUGAAGGAAGCUGAAAGUUGGAAACAGAGCUGGGGCCAAAGAGCUUUGCGUUAAAGUGAAUAAACAGGUACAGGGACAGAUGCUGGGAAGCUAAUACUCGGCUGAUGGGGACUAGCUAAUGGAGAUCCAGCUAGUAACAGUGAAGGAAGAGAUUGGAUCAGUUCUACCCACUGCAUGUCCCCUGUGCCAGGAUGACCUGCCAAACCUUGCUGGGCCCCACGAGCAAAUUCCCCAAUGUCAGGGGUGCAGAAACCUCCUUUUAGAGCCUCAGAGCUGGUUGUCUAGCAGUAUUGACGCUUUGGUCCUCCCAGCUGAGAGGCCCUUCAGCUGCUCUUUCUGCCCUAAACGCUUCAAGAGGGCUUCAGACCGGCGUGAUCAUGAACGGGUGCAUACGGGCGAAAGGCCAUAUGAAUGUGGCAUCUGUGGCAAGCGUUUCACUCAGAGCUCGGUGCUGUCUGGCCACAUGCGCAUUCACACUGGCGAACGGCCUUUCCACUGCGGCGUCUGCUUUAAAUCUUUCAAUAAUGGCUCAAACUUCCGCAAGCACCAACGCAUUCACGGCCCACCAUUUGGUUACAGCGAAAGGAGAGUUGAUGGGAAGGACUGUGAUUCCCUGUCUGGAACGAAACUGGAUCAAAUUAAAGAAGGAAAGGAUGACAGAAGUCUAAGCCCUACCCUUCUGUCGAAGCAAAACAGCUGUCAGGCCACCAAAGAGUUGAGAGAAGACGAGGACAAGGCAGAUCAAAACCUUAAAGGGAGGCAAAACUGCUUUUAUAAUAAUAGACUAAGCCAAGAGGGUUAUUGCAAUCGCAACCAGAGACAACCAGGUGGUAGCAUGGAUAACUUCAAAAGAACGGGACUACGACAGGAUGAUGCCAGUCCUGGUAUUGAUCUUGCUAUAAGGCCAGGCAGCCAAGCCAGUCUCAGCAUAGACGCUCUGAAGCAGGCAAGCAAUAGCAAAGGGCGUAUUGGGGAACUAGGGAGAAACAGCAAUUGCGGCGACAGCCGAGAAGCCAUUCCAAAUGGCCACAGCUUCAAACAACUGCAAGAUGCAAGCACUGAAAAUCACACUGAUGACUCAAGGCAAAACAGAGCAGGAGGAAGCCCCAUUCAGCAAGAACAGAAGCAACUGGUUGACAGCUGCAAUGGCAAGUUACAGCUAGAGAACAGCAGCUGUGGGAAAGGCCUUUUGCCAGCUGGGGACAACAGGGGCUCUGCUAGCAAGCUGAAUCAAGAGAGCUCUGAUAGAGACUUUGCAGUAAGCAGGCCAAAUGGCCUCAGAGGGUUCAAGCAGAGCAGAGGGGGAAGUGCAGGUACAGAGAUGAGGCAGAAUAGUAGAGGGGAAAGCCAUGCCAGGGGACUGAAUCAAAGCAAAAAUACCCACAUUUCAGAGCCAGAACAAAACAAUGUCCAUGGAGCCUUUAGAGAAAGAGAGCUGACACAGGAUAGUAGCACCCAUGGGGGCUUUCCAACGUGUGCCCCAGAAAAGGUGAACAUUCUCACAGUGAAACCAAAUAUGUGGCCCUGUUCAGACAAAGACAUUAUAGCCUGGGAAGAUCCCGGUAUAGAAAUGGAUGAAUCCAAAGGCUAUUCUCCCAGUCUGAAGGCCAGAAGAUCACCUUGGCAAUUGGAGAAUCCUGAUCCAUGUUCUAUACCUUACAGUGCUUCUGGACCUUGCAGGGGCCACUCUUUACGGGAUCAGUUUGGAAGUACUGCUCAGCACAGGAAAGAUAAAGAAAGCCCUACUUCUUGCUUUCUCUUCCCAGAUUCUGAGCCCCGUGAUGGACACUCCCAGUCUGCCCAUGAAUCCAAGCCAUUUCUCUGCUUUGCCUGCCCCAAACAGUUCCGUCGCGCCACAGAUCUGAAGGAGCAUCUGCGAGUGCACACAGGCGAAAGGCCCUUUGGCUGCAGUGUCUGUGGCAAGAGGUUUACUCAGAGCUCAGCCUUAGCCACUCACCGGAGGCUGCACACUGGAGAGAAGCCCUUUGAAUGUGCUGUCUGUUGCCGACGUUUCAAUAACUCCUCUAACUUUGCCAAGCAUCGUCGACUACAUGGGCAGGACAGCACGGGGCACAGGAAUAAAGUAGCAGAAAAAGAGCUCUGGAGUGUCAAACCGCACUGAUUUUGUUUUUAAGCAGGAAUUCAUACAUUGGGAGGUAGAACACAAUAACCAAGGAUGAAAUGUACUCUCACAUACUGAAUGCUGAAUUUGGUACCCUUGUUUAUUUUUAGUAAACAAGUUUCUAGACAACUCAGUGCCUCCAGAUGUUUUGAAAUUCAAUGCCCAUCAACUCCAAUCGGCAUGUUUAUAGUGGGGAAUUGUACCCCAAAUCAUUGGAAACCACCAGGUUGCAUAUCUGUGCCCCAACUUGCAGUUCCAAUGGAAUGUCACCUGGGACCUGGUAUUUCAUAGGCACAUCACAGAGUUGUAUGCUGCUUUUCUUGACUGAUUCUUAACAACAGUAAACCAGACACUGGAAAUUGCAAUCAAAUUAUGGUUUCUAAUUCCAGACUGUGAAUAACCAUGGAAGCUUAAAAUGCAAAGGCAAGGAGUAUGCAGAUCUGUGAUGCAUUUAGAUAACGCCAUCCUGGGUUUGGUACUACGCUUGGACUGAGUUGCAGGGAUCUGAUUCCUGUUAAUGUUUGGAACUGUCUAGAAAUCAAAUCAGUGUUUCGGUUUGACAUUAUAUGAAAACCAAGCCAAUGAACAGGAGCCUUAAAAUGUGUACAAUGCCUGGUGCAAUUUCUAAAGUGGGGCCAAGGAAUGGAAAAAAGACUGGGGGAAAGGAGAUUUGGGGACUGGCUGUGCCCAUCUUACUGGCUCAAUGGACUGUGUGUACCCAGCCACUGUGGUUAAAGCAAGUUGCUGUGCGAACUCAUCCAACCUCAUCCAUUAAAUUAGUAAAUCAUGGUUCUGUUAACAAUAAGCUAGCAUGCUAUGUGAAUAGCGCCAGUGCUGGGGUCAGGUGUCUGUGGUUUCCCAUUACUAGAAAAAAUGUGAUACAAACUGAGUUACCUACAAAUUUACUUAACAAAAUACCUGGGAAAUGGAUAGUUUGGGUUGAAGUUCUAUACUUACUAGCCUGGGCACAACUUCCAUGGAAUCAAAUUGGCCUUACUUCUGACUCUUUAUUUUAUGUUGGUAUAGAAUAUAAUUUUGCAAUACAUGGCCCUUCAUGUAGCUGUUACAACCCACACAUUUUAAUUAUGACUGUAUUUUCAAUUGGGUAUAAACUUAUUUUAAAAAUAUAUGGGGAAAAGAUU
Python bivittatus (Burmese python) is the source of this 3292-nucleotide messenger RNA. It is a transcript of the gene ZNF784, whose product is annotated as zinc finger protein 784. Gene Ontology annotation, cellular component: nucleus. Lineage: Eukaryota; Metazoa; Chordata; Lepidosauria; Squamata; Pythonidae. The record is from RefSeq and is a predicted model, not a curated record. Gene Ontology annotation, biological process: regulation of gene expression.